UUCUUUUGUUUUCUCAACAACGUUUCUGGACAGUGAUUGAUGACAUGCUCUUGCUGAGUGUCUCCAAAGGAGGGAAAGGGGCGUGACUAGUCACAGGAGCGCAGGCGAUGGAAAGGGUUAAUAGGAUAGCGAGCAGUACUCUUGUCUGCCACUUUGAGUGACGUGAUCAGCUCAUUUUCCUGCCGCUUGUUUGCUGUGCUGCCGCCUGGGGAGGGUACCGAGCGGGAUCUCAUACAGCCUUCCGCCCCGUUACCGGACAGAGGAUCUUACCACCGACACGAGCCCGAAACAGGAGAUUGUUUCUGUAGCGAUAUCACUACCAUUGACGUUUGGUUUAGUUUUUUUCCCUUCCCAGGAUGUCCAGUGCUUUAUAAAUGAAAGCAUCAUAUUGCGAGUUCAGCGGACAGAUUUACACAAACGGUAGCUGACAAAGAAUUUUGUUUUGGGCUUCAAUCAAACAUGCCACGGAGAAAACAGCAAGCGCCGAAGCGCGCAGAAGCCUACUCCUCAGAAGAUGCACCAGAGCAGGCAGCUGAAGGAGGAGAAGUGAUGGAGGACGAGGACCCAGCCACUGGGCACAGACUGCAGACAGACAGCUCAGCCCCACUCCCUUCGGGCCCCGAGAGCGACCAGGACGCCUGCCUGUCCGACCUCUCCUCUCAUGACUUGGACAGUGAGUCUCACCUGAGCGAGCCCAGUGACCGCAUGUCUGAUUUUGACUGUGUGAAAAACGAAGAGGUGGCCAGUCGAGGAUCACCGAAGCUCCGGCCGGAGACGGAAGAUUCUGGGAGCAUCAGUCCAGGUAGCCUAGAACAGAUGAAGGCCAUUUAUAGCAGUUUCCUCACCAAUUCAUACUGGUCCUCCCUGGGUCUUAGCCUCCAACAGCCCAGCACUGAGAACCUUCCGUGCACUAACAACAGCAGUGGCAACACUAGUAUUAACAGCAGUAGCAGCACCAGUGGUAGCACCAGUGCAUUUGACUGGCACCAGUCGGCCAUGGCCAAGACUCUUCAGCAGACCCCUCCAAACCCUCUGCCUCUGGUUGUGGAUCCAGGCCUGAUCAGCACUAUCCACCUCCAACGCCAGAGCACCAAACUGUACGGCUCCAUCUUUUCCGGCGCCAGUAGGUUCCGCUGUAAAGGCUGCAGCUCAGCCUAUGAGACCCUGGUAGAGCUGACUGUGCACAUGAAUGAAACGGGUCACUACCGCGACGACAACCACGCCAAGGAUGGCAGCGGUGCUAAGUGCUGGUCCAAGCCUCGCAAGCGCUCCCUGCUGGAGAUGGAAGGGAAGGAGGACGCCCAGAAGGUCCUGAGGUGCAUGUACUGUGGGCACUCGUUCGAGUCACUGCAGGACCUCAGUGUGCACAUGAUCAAGACCAAGCACUACCAGAAGGUUCCCUUGAAGGAACCCAUGCCAUCCAUGGCAGCAAAGAUGGUAGCCCAGUCUAGAAAAAGAAUGCCAGUUGACCUGGAUCUUCUCAUUCCUCAGUCCAAAGAAAGGACUCAGAAAGAGUCAGGCGUCAGUAAGAAUCACAAAGAGAAGCUCCCUGACGUCGGUGAUGUCUCAAACAGUCACCAUGGGAACCAGAACAACGGGAGCACCAGCUCAUGGCAAUUUGAGUCUCACAAAUCCCAGAUCCUGAAAUGCAUUGAAUGUGGGAUUUCCCAUGAUUCCUUGCAGGAACUGACUGCCCAUAUGCUUGUCACUGGGCAUUUCAUUAACGUCAGCAACAUUGCCAUGAAAAAAUCAGAGCUUGCACCUUUGUCAGGACCAACAUCCCCUACAGAAGAGAAGACCCAGUCUGUUCUACUGCCACCAUCCUCACUCUCAUCCUCUCCAGCCUCUCUCUCAUCCCCAUGCAUGUCCCCCUCCAACACUGGUGCUCACGUCAAACAAGAGGACUCAGACAGCAAACACAGCAAACCACUUUCAUCUGAGGACCAGAAAGCCAAGAAAUCCUCCAAGUAUGACUACCUGACUGAGGAAGACCUGAAAGAAAGCCCCAAGGUGGGCUCAGACAUUCUGAAGUCUCUGGAGAACGCUGUCUCGUCAGCCAUUCACAAAGCACAGACCGGGUCACCCAGCUGGGGCGGCUACCCCAGCAUUCAUGCUGCCUACCAGCUGCCCGGCGGUCUCAGUCAAGCCCAGGUAAUUCCUGGCAGGAGCGCUGCCCUAAGGUGUCUGGUAGCCAGCAGAGAAAGCCUCCCCCUUGGCAAGAGCCCAGCACUGACUUCACCUGCCGCCACCCACUGCCCCAUGUCUCCUGCAAGUCAAUUACUGACUUCAGAAAUCAAUACAAAUAGCCCCUCCUCUCUUGUCUUGCCUUCUUCUCACCCAGUCAACCUGCAGGCCAUGCAGGAGCUGGUGAAGAGAGUGACUGAGAAAAUGGCUAAGGUGGAGAAACAGAUGAAGCCUGUGGAAGAUGAUGCAGCUCCAGUGAAAAAGGAAAGUCCCUCUCCUCACAGAAGUAAGACUGUGGAGUCUGCAGAUCAGGGCUCACCCAAAGACCAGGCGCCCAAAACCCCAGUGGAAACUUCUGGCUCUGAGCAGCCCUCUAACACUGACAGUAGUGUAGCAGAAGAGAGGACAGAGACAGAGAACCAGAAGACAGAUCGAGUGAAAUCUCCCAGACUUGCUUUGGAUGCUAGCACUGCCAUUAUUAUGAACCAUUUGGUGCAAGAGCAGCCUUUUGUCAGUCCCUUAAGUGCACUACAGUCAGUGAUGAAUCUGCAUCUUGGCAAAGCGGCCAAGCUUGCCAAGCGAGACACAGACCCUAUUAGCAUGCUUUUCAAGAUGAGUAACAGCAUGGCUGACAAGGUUGCUGUAGCAACGCCCCUUCCUGUGAAGAGCAAGAAGACAGAACUGUGCACUGAAAGUUUUCAGGAUGUUGACAAAGACCAGCCAAUUGACUUGUCUAAGGGUAAAAGCGACAGACCUUGGGGUUCUUUGACUGUGUCUUCUAUAACAUCAGCCACACUCAAAGCCACCACAUCUCCACCUGUCCUACCUAGCGUGGCCUCUACAAACGCACCUAUAGACACACCUCUCCCCAUGAGUGAUGUAUUCCAGGAGAAUGCUCUGGCAGACAUCUCAGACAUGGUACGCAACCUAACCCAAUCCCACGGUGUUUCCAAGACCACAAAGCACAGCAGCCGGCUGGAGAAGACCAACGGUGAGAGUGCCGUGACUCCGGAGGUUACAGAGGAGGACGCGACUCACAGGCGCAAAGGCCGGCAGUCCAGCUGGAACCCCCAGCAUCUCCUCAUCCUCCAGGCACAGUUCACGGCAAGCCUGCGACGCUCGACGGAGGGCAAGUACGUCCCACCGGACCUGAGCCUGAAGGAGCGCACGAACAUCUCCCACAUCACGGGCCUCUCCAUGACAACCAUCAGCCACUGGCUGGCCAACGUCAAGUACCAGCUGAGGCGGUCAGGCCGCACCAAGUUCCUGAAGAACCUGGACUCAGGCCAGCCCGCAUUCUUCUGCAGCCAGUGCUCUUCGCAGAUCCAAACGCCGUCGGCCUACGUCGGACACCUGGAGUCCCACUUGGGCUUCAGUCUCAAGGACCUCGCUAAGAUAUCGGGAGAGAAACUCAGAAAGCAGGCUGGGCAGUCUGACAAAGCCCCCUCUGAUCAGCAGCCUCCUUUGCCUGCACAGUAUGAGGAGGGGAAGAGUGUGCUACUUGGGUGCAAGUUUUGCAAGCAGACUUUCACAAGCAAGCAUGCAGUUAGACUCCAUAUGUGCAAAACACAUGGAAGGAGAACAGAGGGCCUUCUGCCUAAAGGUCUCGAAAUGGAGACGUAGAUUAAAUUCUGGAAUCGAGGCUUCAGCUGGAAUCUGGCAAUGUUAAACAAACAAAACAAACAAAAAUAUCCUAUUUAAAUCUCAUUGUCCAUUUCAAAACAGACAACUUAGGACUGUGCUGAAUAGUUCUAUUUUGAUAUUAUAUAUAUAUAUAUAUAUAUUUCAAUAUUUUUCCAAAAUUAUUAUUUCCAAAAUAUUAUUUGUACAUGUGAAAGUAUCUUAAAAUGCUAUGUUAAACUUUUUUUUAAUUGUUAAGAAGCUAAACGUCAAUGUCAACCUGGAAUGGAAAUCUUCUUCAAUGAGAAAAAGUUAUGCCAUAUUCAAGAACUGCUUACCAUCACCUACAGAGUAUAUGUUGUAUUACUUUUCACAUUACGAGAUCCUGUAUAAGCUGAAGCUUGAAGGUUUGAGUUAAUGUAUAUAUACACAAACAAAGUAUUACUGGAUGGAUCAGUGCACUUUCAAAGAAUAAUGUUUUUCAUAACCAUAGAAGAUUUAGCAAAUUUCAGCUGAAAAGCACCUAUGUUGUUUUGCACAGUACAGAAUAUUUUGUUAAGAUGUAUCGAUUUGUCUUACUUUAAAAUACAUAACAUAAUAAAAAUAAGAGUGUGUUUUUUUGUUGUAAGGCUGAUUGUCGACAUUGUAGACAAUUGUCAGUUAAUGGAUGAUUGAAAAAAAAUCACAAUAAUAAAAUGUUCUGUUUAAAUGAUUACCUUUACUAUCAACCACGAAUGUUAUGAAUGUUUAAACAUUGUAUCUGUUGUUAAUACCACUUUGAUAAUUAUUAAAAAGGCCUCUUUUGUCAUAAGAUUAGAUGUCUUAAAAUAAUGUUUUCUUUGUCCUUGUAUUUUGUGAUAUUAAGUAAUAAACGAUUAACAUUA
Molecule: messenger RNA, 4688 nt
Organism: Clupea harengus (Atlantic herring)
Lineage: Eukaryota; Metazoa; Chordata; Actinopteri; Clupeiformes; Clupeidae
Gene: tshz3a
Product: teashirt zinc finger homeobox 3a
Biological process (GO): regulation of transcription by RNA polymerase II
Cellular component (GO): nucleus
Molecular function (GO): DNA-binding transcription factor activity, RNA polymerase II-specific; DNA binding
Source: RefSeq, a predicted model, not a curated record